AUUCAAGUCUUAAAGAAUGAGCCUUAUGAAAAGGAUAGUGAAAAGGGACAGUAUACCCACAAAAUCUAUCACUUAAAGAGUAAAGUUCCUGGGUUUGUAAGGAUGAUUGCUCCAGAAGGCUCCUUGGUAUUCCAUGAAAAGGCUUGGAAUGCAUAUCCAUAUUGUAGAACAAUUGUGACGAAUGAAUAUAUGAAAGAUGACUUCUUCAUAAAAAUCGAGACCUGGCAUAAACCAGACUUGGGGACAUCAGAAAAUGUGCACGACUUGGAUCCAAACACGUGGAAGAGUGUUGAAGUUGUCCAUAUUGACAUUGCAGACAGAACUCAAGUAGAACCAGCGGACUAUAAAGCUGAUGAGGACCCAGUAUUGUUUCAGUCGGUGAAGACCAAGAGAGGACCUUUGGGGCCUAACUGGAAGAAAGAGCUAGCAGCUGAUGAAGACUGCCCUAAAAUGUGUGCUUACAAGUUGGUGACUAUCAAAUUUAAAUGGUGGGGACUACAGAACAAAGUAGAAAACUUUAUCCAAAAGCAAGAAAAGAGGAUAUUUACCAACUUCCAUCGCCAGCUUUUCUGUUGGAUUGACAGGUGGAUUGAUCUGACUAUGGAAGACAUCAGGAGAAUGGAGGAUGAAACCCAACGAGAGCUGGAAGCGAUGCGUAAGAAGGGUUCCGUUCGAGGCACAGUGGCUGCUGACGUCUAGCGGAAUCCUCUGUAGGUUCAGAGGCAAAAUCAAGCUGUGUAAGUGAAUUCCUGGGGGAGAGGAGGAAUCCUUUCUGGUGAUGGGCAUUACUGGCGGAACAACUAUUCUAGAGCGGUGCAGCCAGAUUCCUUUCUUGGGACUGAGCCCCUGCUGCUCCCCUGCUCUGACCAGUCAGCAGCAGGACAGCAGCCCCGUGGCUAGGAUUCAUUUGAGACCUUCCGCAUGUGUUUGGCACCAUGAUGGGCUCUGGGCACAUGCUCCAUUCAGUCCGUGGGAUGCUGUAAUUUGGCGCAAGCUAGCUAUCACAUCGUACUUUAUGCUUGUCUGGUGCAAGAGCUCAAAGUGCAGGCUCUACAGUUUGUCUCCUGACAUGUGCUUUGGCUUCAGGACACUUAGGCUCCAAAGCCUGCAAGAGGCUUCCUGGACAGAGUGACAUUUUGCUGCUCUAUUAGACCCUCUUUGUGGUUAAAGAAAAUAUAACUGCAUUUAGAAAAACUGUACAAUCAAAAUGGGUGUGUGGAGGGGAUGCCAAUCUAUUUCCCAGGUCAAGAAAAAAAAAAAUCCCUAAAAUGCUGCCGCCAGGGACUAAUUUCCUCAGAAGUCCAAAUCUUUAUAUUCACACCCAGUACUUUAAUGUUCAUAUUUCCUGCUCUGAGCAUUUUCUCACAUGCCUUUAAUGGUGGAUCCUGUAUCUGCAGCUAACUUCAAAUCCCAGAGAUCCAGCGUAUGGGAGUGCUUUUGUACUUAUUUCCAUUGUUUGAUGUCUGAGUUGCUGUUCUAAUCACAAGACUGAUAUUCAAUCUAAAAGAUUCCCUAGAAAAUUUGAACUGAUACAAUAUGAUCCAGCUCAAUGCUGGUGAAGGUUUGACUGUGCUGCACUAACUAUUUUUCUUAGAGAAUUAGUAAAAUCUGCAUUUUUAGAGUUUAAUUUUACUUGAGUAACUGUUAGCACUUAU
This is a messenger RNA of Terrapene triunguis (Three-toed box turtle), 1655 nucleotides long. RefSeq names its product phosphatidylinositol transfer protein beta (gene PITPNB). Gene Ontology annotation, biological process: phospholipid transport. Gene Ontology annotation, cellular component: cytoplasm. NCBI's taxonomy places the organism in Eukaryota, Metazoa, Chordata, Testudines, Emydidae. Gene Ontology annotation, molecular function: phosphatidylcholine intramembrane carrier activity; phosphatidylinositol transfer activity; phosphatidylinositol binding. The transcript is spliced from 9 exons. The record is from RefSeq and is a predicted model, not a curated record. Bases 103 to 699 code for a protein of 198 amino acids.